This is a messenger RNA of Sorex araneus (European shrew), 2511 nucleotides long. It is a transcript of the gene SLC9A3, whose product is annotated as solute carrier family 9 member A3. NCBI's taxonomy places the organism in Eukaryota, Metazoa, Chordata, Mammalia, Eulipotyphla, Soricidae. The transcript has 16 exons. Gene Ontology annotation, cellular component: apical plasma membrane; brush border membrane. The record is from RefSeq and is a predicted model, not a curated record. Gene Ontology annotation, molecular function: sodium:proton antiporter activity. Gene Ontology annotation, biological process: sodium ion transport; proton transmembrane transport; regulation of pH. Bases 1 to 2511 code for a protein of 836 amino acids.
AUGUGGGGGCGCGGGGCCCGGGGCCCCCGCUGGGCGCCGCUGCUGGCGCUGCUGCUGGCGCUGGGCGCGCUGCCGCGGGCGCGGGCCGUCGAGGAGGACCCGGGCGGCGCGCACGGCCAGGGCCAGGGCUUCCAGGUGGUCACCUUCAAGUGGCACCACGUCCAGGACCCCUACAUCAUCGCGCUCUGGAUCCUCGUGGCCAGCUUGGCCAAGAUCGGCUUCCACCUGUCCCACAAGGUCACCAGCGUGGUCCCCGAGAGCGCACUGCUCAUCGUGCUGGGCCUGGUGCUGGGGGGCAUCGUCUGGGCGGCCGACCACAUCGCCUCCUUCACGCUCACCCCCACCGUCUUCUUCUUCUACCUGCUGCCCCCCAUCGUGCUGGACGCUGGCUACUUCAUGCCCAACCGCCUGUUCUUCGGCAACAUGGGCAGCAUCCUGCUCUACGCCGUGCUGGGCACCGUGUGGAACGCGGCCACCACUGGCCUCUCGCUCUACGGCGUCUUCCGGAGCGGCCUAAUGGGUGACCUCAACAGUGGGCUCCUGGACUUCCUUCUGUUCGGCAGCCUGAUUGCGGCCGUGGACCCUGUGGCCGUGCUGGCCGUGUUCGAGGAGGUCCACGUGAACGAGGUCCUGUUCAUCGUUGUGUUCGGGGAGUCACUGCUGAACGACGCGGUCACUGUGGUUCUUUACAACGUCUUCGAAUCUUUUGUGACCCUGGGAGGUGACAAUGUGACGGGCGUGGAUUGUGUGAAAGGCAUAGUGUCCUUCUUUGUGGUGAGCCUGGGGGGCACACUCGUCGGGGUCGCCUUCGCCUUCCUGCUCUCGCUGGUGACACGCUUCACCAAGCACGUUCGCAUCAUCGAGCCCGGCUUCGUCUUCGUUAUCUCCUACUUGUCCUACCUCACCUCUGAGAUGCUGUCACUGUCGGCCAUCCUGGCGAUCACCUUCUGUGGCAUCUGCUGCCAGAAGUAUGUGAAGGCCAAUAUCUCAGAGCAGUCGGCAACCACCGUGCGCUUCACUAUGAAGAUGCUGGCCAGCGGCGCCGAGACCAUCAUCUUCAUGUUCCUGGGCAUCUCGGCCGUGGACCCCCUCAUCUGGAAGUGGAACACGGCCUUUGUGCUGCUCACACUGGUCUUCAUCUCUGUGUACCGAGCCAUCGGCGUGGUCCUACAGACGUGGAUCCUGAACCGUUACCGGAUGGUGCAGUUGGAGCUCAUCGACCAAGUGGUCAUGUCCUACGGGGGCCUGCGUGGGGCCGUAGCCUUCGCCCUGGUGGUCCUGCUGGACGAGAAAAAGGUCAAGGAGAAGCACCUGUUCGUCAGCACCACCAUUGUGGUCAUCUACUUCACUGUCAUCUUCCAGGGCCUGACGAUUAAGCCCCUAGUGCAGUGGCUGAAGGUGAAGAGGAGCGAGCACCGUGAGCCCAAGCUCAAUGAGAAGCUGCAUGGCAGGGCCUUUGACCACAUCCUGUCGGCCAUUGAGGACAUUUCCGGACAGAUAGGACACAACUACCUCCGAGAUAAGUGGUCCAAUUUUGACAGAAAAUUUCUCAGCAAGAUACUCAUGAGGAGAUCAGCUCAGAAGUCCCGUGACCGAAUUUUGAACGUUUUCCAUGAGCUUAAUCUGAAGGAUGCCAUCAGCUACGUGGCUGAGGGCGAGCGCCGUGGGUCCUUGGCCUUCAUCCGCUCCCCCAGCACUGACAACAUGGUGAACGUGGACUUCAGCUCCCGGCGCCCUUCUGCGGUGGAGGCCUCUGUUUCCUACCUCCUGAGGGAGAAUGUUAGUGCCGUGUGCCUGGACAUGCAGUCCCUGGAGCAGAGGAGGAGGAGCAUCCGCGACACGGAGGAUGUGGUGACGCACCACACGCUGCAGCAGUACCUGUACAAGCCGAGACAGGAAUACAAACACCUGUACAGCCGGCACGAGCUGACACCGGAGGAGGAUGAGAAGCAGGACAAGGAGAUCUUCCACAGGACCAUGCGCAAGCGCCUGGAGUCCUUCAAGUCCACCAAGCUGGGGCUGAACCAGAACAAGAAGGCGUCCAAGCUGUACAAGAGGGAGCGUGCCCAGAAGCGGAGAAACAGCAGCAUCCCCAACGGGAAGCUGCCCCUGGAGGCGCCCCCACACAGCUUCACCAUCAAGGAGAAAGAUGUGGAGCUGUCUGAGCCCGAGGAGGUGCCCGACUAUGAAGCGGAAACUCUGAGUGGGGGGAUCGAGUUCCUGGCCAAUGUGACACAGGACACGGCCCCAGAUUCUCCCUCAGGGAUCGACAACCCUGUGUUUGCCCCUGAUGAGGACCAGGGCGUCCUCUCGAGGGUGCCGCCUUGGCUGUCUCCCGGAGAGACAGUGAUGCCCUCCCAGAGGGCCCGUGCACAGGUGCCCUGCUCACCCGACCACUUCCACCGCCUGGCGCCCAUCCGCCUCAGCAUCAAGUCCACGGACUCGUUCCUGCUGCAGGAUCACCAUGAGGAUCCCCCACCAGCCCGCCCCCCGGAGACCACACACAUGUAA